CUAUAUAAGCCCUCCUUGGAUCCCCCACUUCGCACCAGAGUCAUCUUUAUAGUAUCAUAAGACUUGGCAAAGAUGACUUCUUCUAAGCUUCUUCUUGCUUUGUUUCUUGGUGCACUUGUUUGCGCCACCAGUACUGCUAGGAAGCUCACGAGUGGGUUCGAGGAUGAGAAAAACUUCUUUCAUAGUCCGAGAUUUGGUGGUGGCUUAGGAGGAGGUGGUGGAGGUGGGUUAGGAGGUGGAGGAGGGUUAGGUGGUGGAGCUGGAUUUGGUGGGGGUGCAGGUGCAGGUGCAGGUGCUGGUGGUGGGUUAGGUGGAGGUGGCGGUGGAGGGUUCGGAGGCGGCGGUGGACUAGGUGGUGGUGGUGGAUUUGGAGGCGGUGCUGGUGGAGGGUUCGGAGGUGGAGCUGGAGCAGGAGGUGGAUUAGGUGGUGGUGGUGGAGCAGGAGGUGGAGGCGGGUUCGGUGGUGGUGGUGGACUUGGCGGUGGAGCUGGCGCUGGCGGUGGGUUUGGUGGCGGAGCUGGUGCAGGUGGUGGCCUUGGAGGAAUCCCAUGAAAGACAUGCUAAAAGAAGAAAAAUAUAAUCUCUCUCUUAUAUAGUUCACUUAAUUUCAAAUUAGUCAAGUACUAGUCAAGAAUCAAAAUGUACGAUAUUGUGAUCGUGUGCUACAUUGUUGUUAAUCAUGAUCAAUUGUUCUAUUGUGAUGUUUAUGUUUGUUCCAAAUGUUAAUGAAAGAAAGAAAUAAACUCAUUAUUAAUGCUGGCUCUUUGAUCCUUA
This is a messenger RNA of Theobroma cacao (cacao), 774 nucleotides long. RefSeq names its product glycine-rich protein 5 (gene GRP5). NCBI's taxonomy places the organism in Eukaryota, Viridiplantae, Streptophyta, Magnoliopsida, Malvales, Malvaceae. The record is from RefSeq and is a predicted model, not a curated record.